CGUUACACGUCCAAUGGGCAGAGCCCCUAACCAUGUGUGGAGCACGGAGGCAGAGUGUAGGCCCCUCUAUUGUCUUGAGCAGACAUAUCCAGUCGGCGUGGAACGGCGAGAAUGUAUCCUUGAACACUGAUAUUUGUCUAUCUCAGCUCUCGCUGAGUCUACAUGGUCUCAGUUUGUGCAUAUGUCUUCUGAAUUUAUCACAGUAUAUUUCUAUGGCUCUUAUAACUAAAUGUCUGUGAAAACUACCCCCAGUGUUGUGUUCAGGCAAUGGAGAGAUUAGAUGAACGGAUACAUAAUGACAAUGGCGGAGAUGUCCUGGAGAGGCAUAAACAGGAUGUAUGGAGGAGGAUGAGAUGGGCGGAUCAAUAGCCACCUCCCUUUCUUCCUGCCCACACCCUUCUGAAACACACAUGCAGUGUCAGACGCAGCUCUGGACUCGCUGAUAGAGGGACAUAGACACUGGCACGUGCAGCUUCUGGAACCAGCACACCUUGCUCUAAGCUCUCUUUCUCCACUUACAGCCAUCAUGUCUGACAAACCCAACAUGAGGGAAAUCUCCAGCUUUGAUAAGACUAAGCUGAAGAAGACAGAGACCAGAGUGAAGAACCCAUUGCCAACCAAAGAAACAAUCGAUGAAGAGAGGAAACGAGAGCAAUCGCAUUGACCAGAGAAGAGUUUCAGACAAGCUACUUUAAUUUCAUUAUCAAGCCCGUCUGCUGGGAACCUCCACUAUGACAAGACCUAGACUAUCACACUGGUGCUCAACAUGUCCAAUUCUAGAAGGGUAUUAAGGAUUGGCUGUUACAGUCAGAGGAGCAGGAGUUUUUCCAAACACUUAAUGGCUCAAUUUGUUUUGUAUGUCUUUCUGGCUACGUUUACACAGGCAGCCCAAAUUCAAAUCUUAUUUUCACCAAUCAGAUCAGCUCUGAAAAAAAUAUCUGUGUUGCUGCCAGUGUAAACACCACCUUAGUCAGAGUAAUAAAGAUGACAUUGAAAAAAAA
Oncorhynchus tshawytscha (Chinook salmon) is the source of this 1001-nucleotide messenger RNA. RefSeq names its product thymosin beta-11-like. The transcript is spliced from 4 exons. Gene Ontology annotation, molecular function: actin monomer binding. Gene Ontology annotation, biological process: actin filament organization; regulation of cell migration. Bases 527 to 664 code for a protein of 45 amino acids. Gene Ontology annotation, cellular component: cytoplasm. The record is from RefSeq and is a predicted model, not a curated record. NCBI's taxonomy places the organism in Eukaryota, Metazoa, Chordata, Actinopteri, Salmoniformes, Salmonidae.